Messenger RNA from Paramecium primaurelia, 279 nucleotides. Lineage: Eukaryota; Ciliophora; Oligohymenophorea; Peniculida; Parameciidae. The record is from the annotation of a GenBank genome assembly.
AUGCGCUUAAAUAGCAAGAUAAAUCUUGUUAAAUUAAUGUAGUUAUCUGAUUAGCCUAUUCAACAUCAAUUUAUUAAUGCAUAAUCUAGUCUUUUUUGGAUAUUCAUCAUAAGGAAUUAUGCAAAUCAACAUUAAAAGUACUUGGUGAUUACUUUUUCAAUCCUAUUAUGUCAUUUAAUCAAACAAAAAAUGCUUAAGGAAGGAUACUUUUCGAAUAUGAUAAAAUUAUUGCAACAUAAUCAGAUGAAAUUAAACAAGUAAUUAAAACAGUUGUCUUGA